Molecule: messenger RNA, 2567 nt
Organism: Ornithodoros turicata
Lineage: Eukaryota; Metazoa; Arthropoda; Arachnida; Ixodida; Argasidae
Product: peroxidase-like
Exons: 14
Coding region: 101-2536 (811 amino acids)
Biological process (GO): response to oxidative stress
Molecular function (GO): peroxidase activity; heme binding
Source: RefSeq, a predicted model, not a curated record
CUCGGGUUUCGCCUGUCGGGCUUUGUAGACGCUUUCGGCGCUCGGUCUACGUGUCCACCAGGCCGCGGAGCAGCGCGUUCGUCGCUGCUCAACGUCCACCAUGAGGCUUCUGGGAAUAUUGUGUCUCGGUCUGGUCAUCUGCAUUGCACAGUCUGAGGGUGAGACAACUGAGCAUGCCCAGCACAAGCUGCCUGAUGACGGAGAGCCUACAGCGGUUCCAGGAGCAACGUCAGAAACCUUGGGUGCGCCGACUGAAGCUACUAUGCCAGAAUCAUUCGACGAUUUGACCAUUGCCCAAGACUAUGAGGAUUACUCAGCUCUGGAUUAUAAUGAUGAUGAUGACGUUCACGGUCGUACGGGCGUUGACGUUCCUCAAGGUGACAUGGCAGUAGCCGAGGAGAGAAUAGGUUAUGUCCCGCAACAUGCUGGCAAGGCUGCUCCAGCCCAUCAUCCAGCUUACCCGCCAGGACAUGGUCCAGCGCAUGGUCCAACUCAUGGUUCAGCUCAUGGUACAGCUCAUGGUUCGGCUCAUGGUCCAGCUCAUGGUCCAGCUCACGGUCCAGCUCACGGUCCAGCUCACGGUCCAGCUCACGGGCCAGCUCACGGGCCAGCUCAUGGUCCUGCCCACGGUCUUGCCCACAAACCAGCUCCCGUACCUCCGAGCGCGCCCAGAGGCCACCAGAUAGUCGUCGAGGUGCCCGUGGUCAAAGUCCACAUCGUACGUCCAAAGUCCAAGAAGCUAACCACGGAGCAAAAGCGACUGCUUCCCGUAAGAUGCAACAAGAACCAACGCUACAGGACCUACGAUGGUUCCUGCAAUAACCUCAACUACGCCUGCUGGGGCCGGUCCGGCGAAUCUUAUGGUCGCCUACUAAAGCCCAUGUACGGAGAUGGACGUGGCCACAUGCGAACCGGAGAGUAUGGCCGCUCGUUGCCAAACGCUCGCCUGCUAUCACUGGUCAUCACUGGAGAGGGAUACCAGACGAGCGACACCACCUACACGCAGCACUCAGAUAUGCUUCCGCACUUCGGACAGCUGAUUGCCCAUGACGUCACGUUCGCUGGAGAGUUCAUGGAAGACACGGUCGUCAAUGGGGUAGUAAAGCAAAAACCCCCUUCAUGCUGCAAGGGUGGAAGCCAUAAAGAGGGUUGCGCAUCCAUUAUGGUUAACCACGUCGAUGACUUCUACCCUUCUGGUCACUGCAUCGAGGUGGUCCGCUCUGGAUAUUACAAUUCCAGCCGCACCUCAUGUUCCAAGAACAGCCCUGGGCUGUACCGCGAACAGCUGAACACUGUAACGUCGUUCAUUGACGGAAGUUGCAUGUACGGCAACAACGCUGAGGAUGCAAAGAAGUUGAGGUCGGAGAACGGCAAAGGAGCCAAACUGGACGUGGACAAAUCCAGCUUGUAUAUACCGAAAGGUCUUCUUCCCAGAAUAAAUGAGGGCGAGUGCUUCAGUUUUCUGCCUGGCUGUGACAACAAGUGCUUCCAUGCUGGUGACAAGCGUGCGUCCCUUACGCCGAUGAUCGCCUCACUGCAAACGUUGUUUGUACGGGAGCAUAACCACAUUGCGGAGGAACUGAAGAAGAAAGGAUGGCCAAACGAGAAAAUUUACCAGGUUGCCCGGAAAAUAGUUGGGGCCUGCCUGCACGUGAUUGCGUACAAGGAGUACCUACCGCGUAUCCUGGGACCUCGUUUGGUAGAAGCCUACAAACUGAGUAUCCCUACCGCCUCUUACUACUACAAUCACUCGCUGAAUCCGUCGGUGCUGAACGAGUUCGCUGCGGGAGCCAACCGACUUCCGCACGCUGCUGUGGGCAGCAAGUUCCACAGGGAAGGCCAGAAGUGUUACCACACGUCGCGCACGUCGUACGACCUCAACGCCAUGGACGACUUUUGCAAACCCAAGUCCGAUCCUGUUCGAUCUAUUCUGAUGGGAGCUUGUUACAACAACAUGCAACAGCAGGAUACACUUUACAGCAAGGAGAUCACGCGCUUCCUGUUCGCCAGUCCCCCGAAUCAGUACGGGAAGGAUCUUCUGUCCAUGGACAUAGUACGGGGCCGUGACCACGGUCUGCCUCCUUACAAUUACUUCCGCAAGCUGUGCGGGUUGCGGCCAGUGUACAGUUUUGACGAAUUCAAGAAAGAGAGCAAAUCAGUUGACAUUGUCAACAAGCUCAAGGCUGUCUAUGGAGACUACUUUGAAGACCUGGACCUCAUUGUAGGCCUGAUCAUGGAGCGGCCAGUGCACGGGUCAAUGUAUGGUCCUACCACCGUCUGCAUCAUGGGGGAACAGUACUACAGACUCAAAUACGCCGAUCGUUUCUGGUUUGAAAACCUGUAUCAUCCUGGAGCGUUCAACAAAGAGCAAGUCAAGGACAUCAUGAAAAUUACUCUGGCUACGUUGAUUUGCAAGAAUACCGACAUAGAGUACAUCCAGCCGGAUGUGUUCAGUAUGCCUGGAAAAGGAAACGAGAAGAUGAGCUGCAAGAGAAUUAUCGCCCAGUCGGACUACAACUACAACCUCUACAAAUGAAACUGAGAGAAUAAAAUUAAUGUGCAAAGCA